CGCAAUAAAAAUAAAUGCCAAUGCGUGUGACACCACGUCACGCCUACUUGUUGCAAAUAAGAAAUAAAGCGCCACCCAUCGUAUUCGGGGAGUAUAUAUCUUUAAGCGCUCUCUUGAUAUCCAUCCUUUUAAAAGCUGAUCUGGUAGUGGCGAUAACUGUAGCCGUAGGGAUUCCAACGCAAUAAUACAGCAUGGUAAAAAUUGGUUUACCCUGGCUGUUGCUGGUUCUAAUGAAACUGACUAACCGAGAAAUCAAGUCCGAUGAGAUUAUAUCAAUACAGGAAGUGUAUGAUAUAUGCCAAGCAGAACCUAACACCGACAUAUGCGAUCUACUGGAAAAAUCUUCGAGUUUAGUUGACCUAAACAAAUUGGAUUCACCAGAAAAACGCCGACAGAAGACAGUAUUCUCCAGUUGGGGUGGAAAAAGACAAAGCACUUAUCCAUAUGGGGGGAAACGUCCAGCGUUUUCCAGUUGGGGAGGAAAACGAGCUUCGGACAAACACGGUCGACCCAAACAAACAUUUUCUAGUUGGGGCGGAAAAAGAAGUGAUUAUGAUGGUUACGAUAAUGGAGAAAUGGAUGAACACCAAAUGGAUAAAAGGGAACUUAACGGGAUUAAACAAGAUAAAAACAAUUAUAGAAAUAAAAUGACCAAAGGAAUCCAUGCAUUGUUUACUAUUUUUUCCGACUGGUCAAGGGAUCCAGAAGAAAAGAAAGGAAUUCGAUACGCUGGUAUUAAAAGUAUGAGGAGAAGUUCCGAUUUUUUUCCAUGGGGUGGAAAACGAUUUACCGGUGAUGCUAAAUAAAUAUGUUUUUCUUUAUAGUUGAUGAUAGGCGCAUUCAAUUUUGUCAAAUUUUACUAUAAAAACAAAGAUAAUUUAAUCCUAAUUUUACUUAAGUGACGAUAAGCUUACUUAGGUAGUAUUAAAUUGGUAGAAACGUAUAUGUAUUAUCAAAAUAAACAUAUUUGUGAUUAGA
Molecule: messenger RNA, 978 nt
Organism: Acyrthosiphon pisum (pea aphid)
Lineage: Eukaryota; Metazoa; Arthropoda; Insecta; Hemiptera; Aphididae
Exons: 2
Coding region: 192-806 (204 amino acids)
Source: RefSeq, a predicted model, not a curated record